GUUCAGUGAAUGUCGGACUGAGAAACUAGAAUCGCUGCCGGAGAGAGAGAGAGAGAGAGAGAGAGAGAGAGAGGAGAGAGAGAUCGAGGGAUAGUAUGGAAGGAAGGAAAGUUACGGUCUCAGCUCUUCAGUUUGCUUGCACCGAUGACGUAUCUACAAACGUCGACAAAGCCGAAAGGCUGGUUAGAGCUGCUCAUGCAAAGGGUGCAAACAUAAUCCUUAUUCAGGAACUGUUUGAAGGCUAUUACUUUUGUCAAGCACAAAGAGAAGACUUUUUUAGUCGGGCUAAGCCUUACAAGGGUCAUCCUACCAUUCAAAGGAUGCAGAAACUUGCUGAAGAAUUGGGGGUCGUAAUUCCAGUUAGUUUCUUUGAACAGGCCAACAACGCUCACUACAAUUCGAUCGCCAUCAUUGAUGCAGAUGGUGCUGAUCUAGGACUUUAUAGAAAAUCUCAUAUUCCAGAUGGACCAGGGUACCAAGAAAAGUUUUACUUCAAUCCAGGCGAUACUGGUUUUAAGGUUUUUGAAACCAAAUUCGCAAAAAUAGGAGUCGCAAUUUGCUGGGAUCAGUGGUUUCCAGAAACUGCACGAUGUUUGGUGCUCCAAGGUGCAGAAAUAUUGUUCUACCCAACUGCUAUUGGAUCUGAGCCCCAAGACGAAGGUCUUGAUUCUCGUGAUCAUUGGAAGAGGGUGAUGCAAGGACAUGCUGGAGCUAAUGUUGUACCCUUAGUUGCAUCAAAUCGCAUAGGGAAAGAGGUAAUCGAGACAGAGCACGGGAAGACUCAGAUCUCAUUCUACGGGAACUCAUUUAUUGCGGGACCAACCGGAGAAAUUGUUACAUUGGCUGAUGACAAAGAGGAAUCAGUUCUCGUGGCUGAGUUUGAUCUUGAUAAGAUCAAAUCCAAGAGACAUAGCUGGGGUGUGUUUCGAGAUCGUCGUCCUGAUUUAUACAAGGCUAUUCUUACCCUAGAUGGCUCCAAAUCUUGAACAUGAAUCUAAUACCAUAAAAUUGUCUUUUUCCAAACAUAUUCUUAUCAAGAUCAACUUGAAAUUGCACUUUUUUUUUCUCUUUUCAUCAAUUAACAAUUACCUGUGAAAGAUAAUUCUGGCUUAUGAUGAGGGGUUUAUUUAUUGAAUUGUAGACAGUUUCUUGA
Molecule: messenger RNA, 1153 nt
Organism: Impatiens glandulifera
Lineage: Eukaryota; Viridiplantae; Streptophyta; Magnoliopsida; Ericales; Balsaminaceae
Product: N-carbamoylputrescine amidase
Exons: 9
Coding region: 96-986 (296 amino acids)
Molecular function (GO): N-carbamoylputrescine amidase activity
Source: RefSeq, a predicted model, not a curated record